AUGAUGUGGGAGCUGCGAUCCAUCGCCUUCACCCGCGCCGUCUUUGCGGAAUUCCUGGCGACGUUGGUCUUCAUCCUCUUCGGCCUGGGCUCUGCUCUGAACUGGCCCUCAGCCCCCUCCCCGACCACCCUCCAGAUCGCGCUGGCUUUCGGCCUGGCCAUCGGCACGCUGGUCCAGGCCCUGGGGCACGUCAGCGGAGCCCACCUGCACAACGAGACAACGACAGGACAGGCAGUGACCGUCGAGCUCUUCCUCACCCUCCAGCUGGUCCUGUGCAUCUUCGCUUCCACCGACGAGCGCCGGGAGGACAACCUGGGCUCUCCUGCCUUGUCCAUCGGCCUCUCUGUUGCCGUGGGGCAUCUCCUUGGGAUCCGUUACACCGGCUGCUCCAUGAAUCCAGCCAGAUCUUUUGCCCCUGCUGUGAUAGUUGGAGACUUCAGUGACCACUGGGUCUUCUGGGGGGGGCCCGUGGUGGGGCCAGCAGCAGCCUCCAUCAUCUACAAUUACAUCCUCUUCCCGCAAGCCAAAACCUUCUCGGAGAGACUUGCCAUCUUCAAAGGCUGCGAGCCGGAGGAGGACUGGGCGGAGCGCGAGGUGCGGCGGCGGCAGUCGGUGGAGCUGCACUCCCCGCAGAGCCUGCCGAGGGGCAUGUCCGAGAAGGUGUAG
Messenger RNA from Merops nubicus (carmine bee-eater), 666 nucleotides. It is a transcript of the gene AQP2, whose product is annotated as aquaporin 2 (collecting duct). Gene Ontology annotation, cellular component: apical plasma membrane; plasma membrane. The record is from RefSeq and is a predicted model, not a curated record. The transcript is spliced from 4 exons. Gene Ontology annotation, biological process: transmembrane transport. Lineage: Eukaryota; Metazoa; Chordata; Aves; Coraciiformes; Meropidae. Gene Ontology annotation, molecular function: water channel activity. Bases 1 to 666 code for a protein of 221 amino acids.